Molecule: messenger RNA, 2152 nt
Organism: Mya arenaria
Lineage: Eukaryota; Metazoa; Mollusca; Bivalvia; Myida; Myidae
Exons: 12
Coding region: 282-1550 (422 amino acids)
Source: RefSeq, a predicted model, not a curated record
UAUCACUUCGUGUCGUUUGGUGUGGGGACCAGAACCAGAUAAUAAUGUGCUUUUACGGAAUUUCCAAUGUUAGGUCGAUGUUAUUUCCACUUAAAAUGGAAUUUUACUGAUAAUCCCGAAGCUUUGGUAACUCUUAAAGCAUAUUUUACAACUUAGAUAAUUUAAAAAAUAUUUGUUCGGCGGUCAUGUAUACGCCUUCAUAAGAAUUUUCAUAAUGUUGGUGUCGGAACAAAAACUAGGACAUGUUGGUCAUCUAAAAAGUGUCUAUUGUGUGUCUGAGGAUGAGUAUUUCGUGUCGCUUUCAGAAAGGUAUGGACAGCAGUAGAUGCAAACUUUCUACACUGAAAACAAUGAUGUUAUAUUUAUUCAUCUUUAGUCUUAUUCACCUUGGAGUUAACUCACAAGGAGUGUUCAAAAACGUUGACAACAACUGUGCUAUGAUGUGUGUGGCUCAGAGAAAUAUUGAGUUUAACGGAUACUGUCCACAAAAAUUCUGUGACCAUCAAUGCGCAGACAAGCGCCUCGCCUCCCGAGUUGGUUACCCUGAUGGAACCGAAUACCACUGUGCACUCAACUAUCAUAACCGCACCGAGUACAGGCAAACUUGGGCUGUGGUACAAAAUUGCUCAAAAGGAGAGCAGCCGUACAUCAGUUUUUUCAAAAACACCAUGGAAUUACCAUCAAACAAUGGGAUCAUAGUGUGUGACAAGUGUAACGACAGUUGGUCCUACAACAGGGAAGAAAGUACUCCUUCAAACACAUACCAUACCUGUAAAUUUGUGAAAUGGAAUCGAUGCACUCCUGAGAACCAUAAACUCAGUUGUGGAAUUCCAUGGGAGGAUAGAACAGAGUCUGAUGGAUUUUGUAGAUGUGAUUAUGAACAUGGCUAUGCCCCAUUUGGUGGUGAUGUACCCUCGUGCUUUUACUCAAAUGAAGCGUGUGGUGUAAAGGAAUGUCCAUCAGGACACAAGUUGGUAUCAAACUACAGUUGUGUUUCGGUCUGUCCACAAGGGUAUUACCUUGACAACACCUCAAGACAAUGCUUGCGAAUUAUAAGAAGACUGAACGUGACUGUUCAAACCCAAAGCGGGACAAGCUAUAGUCUGCGAAUAGUUACAACUACAGUUCCAGAAACAACGCCUACAAGACAGAACGUGACUGUUCAAACCCAAAGCGGGACAACCCAUAGUCUGCAAGUAGUUAAAACUACAGUUCCAGAAACAACGCCUACAAGACUGAACGUGACUGUUCAAACCCAAAGUGAGACAACCCAUGGUCUGCAAGUAGUUACAACUACAGUUCCAGAAACAACGCCUGCACCCUCAAUAUCUCUCAUAGUUUUUGGAAUCGUUUCCAGCAUACUGCUUCUGCUCAUUGGCCUUAUAGCUGUUGGCAUGGUCUUAUGGAUUCGAAAGAAGAACAAAACAGAAAGAGGACAAAAAACAAACAGUGGAGGGGUUGAGCUUAAUAGUGAUAUUCCACUGAUGGACAGGACGCCUGAUGCAACUCCUGAAAAAGACAGUAGCCGAAAUCAACAGAUCUGCCAUUAGCAUCGGAGCUUUAGCUAAAGGAGGUCAUCAUCUAAGUGUAGAAUUACUCGUUGACCGUCAGCAUACAACCGUAUGAAGACACAUUUUCAAUAGCUCUGCCGGGGUACAGUCGUAUAAUUGUAUUUUUGCGAUGUUCAAAGCUUUGUCAUACGCUUAUGUGAAAGGACGGGGUCACCAUAGAAUCGAUCGAAUCCAAAUUGUGAAUGCACUGUAGAUGACGAAUUUCACACUCUACUUUUAUAGACAUACAUCGUAUUCAUGCGUUUAUGGGUUAAUACAAUCUCUAGCGUGUAGUAUGUAUUAUGUAUGUCAAACGUUGGAAAACAAAUUUUCAUGUCAUAAUGAAUUGAAUAUAAAAAUGACAGCUAUACUCUAUAUGUGACCGAAAAAUGAUAUCGCUAUUACAUUUUUAUGCUGUUGUAUUAUGUAAAUACAUUGUAUGUUGGAGUAAAUGUAAUUGUCUGUACUGUUAAACCUAUUAAAAUGAUGCAUGCUUGUUGAACAAAUGAGACUUAAAUAAACAAGAGCGUUUGAAUGUAUGAGGCUCAAUUUGAUUAACAUCAUAUAUAGUUCAACCUUAGAUAGAUUAUCAAUGUGAUAUG